Molecule: messenger RNA, 1862 nt
Organism: Exaiptasia diaphana
Lineage: Eukaryota; Metazoa; Cnidaria; Anthozoa; Actiniaria; Aiptasiidae
Exons: 8
Coding region: 264-1568 (434 amino acids)
Cellular component (GO): site of double-strand break
Molecular function (GO): protein binding
Source: RefSeq, a predicted model, not a curated record
ACAGUCUUAGCCUCAGGCUAGAACAGUCUGGACAACAGUCGACCAAAAAAGUGGACCGUUCCUGUAUGUAUGGGAAUCCUGUGUUGAACUUUCCCCAAUCCCUUGGACCUCAGUGGUACGGUGUGGUUCGAGCGCGGAGUCUGUAGUAGGAUUAUUUGACUGUGGAGUAUGCUUUCAUUUUAAGCAUAUUAAAGAAUUUCAAGAAAWAAUAUCAAUUAUAAACGAGACUAUUUGUAGGGCCUCCAAAAUCAACUAUCAAAGAAAUGUCUGCUUCAGUUGAUGAGCAUUGUUCAUUGGGUAAUGGCAAAGUAUUUCAGGAUUACCAUUGUUUACUAAAKKUGGUCGAAGGAAAAUCUGACAAAUUUUAUGUGAUGCAGCUUUUAACAAACAGCAAAGACUAUUUUGUGUGGACAAGAUGGGGUAGAAAUGGUACAGUGGGCCAAAAUAAACUAGAAGGCCCCUCUAGCCAGGCAGAUGCAGAGAAAACCUUCAAGAAAAAGUUUCAGGAUAAGACUAAGAACAAAUGGUCAGAUAAAGACAGUUUUGUACCAGUGAAAGGAAAAUACUCAUUAGUAAAAGAAGAAAAGAGUAAUUCAUCAACAGCCAAGAAUACCCAGCAAAAGGAUCAUGCUAACAUUUUGUCAAGCUUUGAAGCUGAGAAACCUGUUUUUCCAGAUACAGUUGUGUCAGGUGUUUGUUURCAUGGAGAUUUGCUUUACCAGAUAAUGCUACAUCUUUCCACKAAAGAAGUGCUCAAAUGUAUGCUAGUAUGCAAAUUCUGGAAGGAGGUAUUAUCUGAAAAGUAUUUCUGGAAAAUAUUUAUAUGUCAUCGCUUUGAUUUGUCGCUGAAGACCGACAUCACUGGCGAGGCACCAUAUUGCCAGUGGUGCAAUCCUGARGACUGGUAUCCAUAUUUCGAUAAUGAAGAUGACCCAUUUGUCAUGCGACCCAUGCCUUUGAUGUGGAAGUGCCGUGUGAUCCAUCCGUCUGGUCUGGAUCCAUUAUCUGGAGAUGUAAAAAGCUUACAGGGUUUUAGUCGUUCYUUGGAGACACUUACARGCAUGAAGAAAGGCGUAGAUACUCUUUGGCUUGCAAGUGGAUCUCAGUGCAGUGGAAGUGAAGGAGAAGAUGGCAUCUGUGUAGUUUUAUUUCCUUGGKAAGAAGAACACCUUCCAAUGGCACAGCAACUCGUAGAUCAAGUCUUUCACUUCCACCCUGAGGUAGUUGAAGAUUGUUUUGUUGAACAAAGAAGUGAAAAGCUCAUUUAUCAUCUUCCAAAAGAAACUGAUGGUGAUGGAGAUGAAGAUGAUGAUGAUGAUGAUGAACAUGAUGGAGAUGAAAAUCCUUGCUUAAAUCGGAUCUUUGGUUUUGGUUAUUCUUAUGAUAAAAGUAAAGGAAUAACUCCCAAGAAAGCAAAAGAGUUUUAUAGCUGGUUGCAGAAUAUUAUGGUCCCCACCAUAACUGUUUAUGCWGGGUCUGACAAGUUCAACCCAGUAGCUGUAUUUUUUUUAACAAAACUUGCCCCUGGGUGGGUGGGUGGUGCAUUGACAGGAGUAAUAUAUACAUGAUUAAUCAUCAAUCAAUAUUAUUCAUUGAUUGAUUGUGAGUGAGUGAUCUAUAAAUAGAUUAUUAAUUAUAUUUCUAUAAUAAUGUUAUAGUAUUCAAAACGUAGAAGAAAAUCAUAAUUGUUGGUAACUUAGAAAAAAGAACGACAUAUAUAGAUAUGCUCAAUUCAUUUAAUAUUUAGACAAACAUCGAUCUAAUCGUACAGCAGUGUUUCAUGGACGUGAAUAAAACACUUUAAUCGUCACAAUUGUUUCUUAUUUUCCAAGUCUAAAUUACAAUAAAUGAAAUAAUUAAUA